AUGUCCUACGACCCGGCCAUUGUCGAGGACUAUGAGGCCUCCAUCAAGGAACUCACGUUCAAUUCGAGACCGAUUAUAGAGACGCUCACGACGAUAGCCCAGGAAAACACCGAGGCUGCGGAAGGUAUACUUAAUGUCAUCACCACAAGAAUAUACAAGUGCAUCCCUGAACAAAAGCUCUUUGCCAUGUAUCUACUCGAUUCAAUCUGCAAGAUAGUUGGGCAGCCGUACAACUUGCUUGUCGGGCCUGAGAUCUUCAAGCUAUUCUCUCAUGUGUAUGUUUUGGUGAGCGAAAACACUAGAGUUAAGUUGAUCAAGAUGUACGAGCUUUGGAAAGUGACCAGGACGAGAAACUCUGGCGGGCCACUUUUUCCACCGGAGGAACUUGAAAAAAUCGGUAAGUUCUUGAUGCACGCUGGGUAUAGAAAACAAGAAGUUCCAUCGGUGUCGGCAGCUGACCUUAUAGCCGACAUCGACAUGCUUUUGCCCAUCAUGAAAAAUAAGCUAGUCAAUAAUCCCACAGAUACAUCCCUUAACGAUAGAUGUAAUGCAUUACUGGAGCUCAAGCUCAUACUACAGAGUCAAGCAUUGAAGCAAAACGAUUUGCUCGGGAUAAAAGAAAAGCUCUCUUCCAUGAAACAGGCAGAAGUGUAUUCGGCCAACUCUGCCCCCAAACUACCCGAUAACCUGUUACCUCAACAAGUACCAGGGCCAAUAGUUCCUGAGCCUGGGAUGCCGGGCAAGGCUGAGGCUCUAUUUGCUGAUCUUCUAGCUUCCGGCCUUGUCAAGAUGGAGCAGUCUCUAAAGCCAGGAUCUAAGCCUGUUUACGAACUUGUAAUGCCCAAGGAAAAGUAUGAGCUAUCCAAUGCUGGUGACGGCGUUUCGACUACUGCUUUGGAGCAGCUUUUGAUGGAUGCAAAUAAUCCUGGUAGAUCCGCCUAUGAGCAGGCACAGUUCAAGGAGCUCUUGAAGAUUUCGAGGAAGCUCAAAAGCGAUGAAGGUUUCGGUAAGGCUUUGCAAACGUUUGUCAAUCACAACAAGCUAGAUGUUUCCACCGUACUGCUUUUAUACGAUGCAAAAGCACUGAAAUGUGCUCAAUGCGGUAAACGAUUCACAGAUGACGAAGCAGGCAAUAAAAGAAAACGCAUACACUUAGACUGGCAUUUCCGUAUUAAUAAGAAACUGGCUAACGUCAAGACGAAUAUUCAAUCCAGAAACUGGUACCUUGAUGACCUCGAAUGGGUUAAAUUCAAGGACGAGGAUCUUCUUGAAUUCGGCGAGUCUACACAGAGCAAGGAAGCUUCGGAACAGCCAGAACAAGUCGAAGAAGAGAGAGUUUACGUGGUUAUUCCAUCAAACGAGGAUAUUACGAACAAUGUGUGUACCAUUUGCCGUGAAGAGAUCAAACCCACGUACGACGAAAAUCUCGGCGAAUGGAUCUGGGACGGCUGUGUGUACGCAGCAGGAGGCAAGUCACAGAAGAAGAUUGUUCACUCUAGUUGCUUCAAGGAAACAGCGAAGAAAAGAGCCAGCAACGGCGUGGAGGAAAGAAAAAUCAAGCGUGAACGAGUAUAA
Candidozyma auris is the source of this 1575-nucleotide messenger RNA. RefSeq lists its product as uncharacterized. The record is from RefSeq and is a predicted model, not a curated record. NCBI's taxonomy places the organism in Eukaryota, Fungi, Ascomycota, Pichiomycetes, Serinales, Metschnikowiaceae. The transcript has a single exon. The coding region runs from base 1 to 1575 and encodes 524 amino acids. Gene Ontology annotation, cellular component: mRNA cleavage factor complex; cytoplasm. Gene Ontology annotation, biological process: termination of RNA polymerase II transcription. Gene Ontology annotation, molecular function: mRNA binding; RNA polymerase II complex binding.